AGGAGGGAGGAGGGGGGAAGGGGUUUGGUGAGGGUCGUUUCGGCGAGGACUGGGGGGAAGAAACAGGAGGAAGAGGGGAGAGAAGGGCGGCAGGUCGUCCACGGGGUCUUUUCCGUCCCUACCUCUCGUCUCGCCGCAUUCUAUCCUCCCCCGCUGCUGCUCAGGAGGGUAGCAUGAGAUGCGGCUCUCGGGCGCGCCGUUCUGCUUUCGCGCUCCGCGUAGCGCCGCCACUGCGUUGUUAUUCCCUUGCUUUUGCCGCCGGUGCCGGCGGCUCCGCGCGCCCGCAAACGAACCUCCCCAGCGUACAGACUCCACAGACAAUCGGACGGACAACACGGGGGCACGCACGCGACUCUCUCUCUCUUGCUAUUUCUGUCAACGCUUUUUUUCUCCCUUUUUUUAUUGUUCUUUUUCCCUCGCGAAUGCUUCGCGAUAGCCAGAGGCGCAGAGGGAGAAGAGAGCAAGGGGACAAAGGAAAGCAAAGGAUCGUGGAAGCACCAGGGCACAGAUAUGCGGCGGGAACUCUGCUUGACUGGCUUGUCACUCUUCACUCCGUCUACGCAUCAAUCUACCUCGCACCCCCCCCCCCCCCCUUUUCCACAUAUCUUCUUCUCCCCUCGCCGCUAUCUACCCCCAGGACGUGUCGGGGCCGGCGAAUACCUAGAAUCCACGAUUUUCUCACGAUUUCUUCAGCUGGUCUCUUACCCUUCUCUCCCUCGGCCUUUGCAUAUCCCGCAUUCUCGUUCCCACCUUUUUUUUCCUUUUCUUUUUUCCACCCCGCUCGCCACGCCGGCAGCACAUCUACGUUCCCCGUUCCGAUCUUCUUCUCUUUCUCCUUGUUCUUUUUUUUCUUCCUCUCUCUGCCGGGACUGGGUUUCUCGGCUUCUCGGCAUCGCACCGUCUGCGAUCCUAGCACCGAUCCGCGACGUGCGGCUUUGCGUUCCGUACCAGCAUUAGGGGGGGAAAGGGGAAGGGGUGGGACAUACAACACAUACAUAUUUACAUGCGCGCGCGCACACGCGGCGCGGACAACUACGUUUUACGAGGGCGACAACACAUAAAGAUAUGCAUAAAUAAAUACCUACACACGGGAUACACCGAGCGCGCGCGGGCCUCUCGCGAGCCGCCGCGGCGCUACGAUUCACGACGCUGCGUUUGUUUUCCGG
Messenger RNA from Durotheca rogersii, 1166 nucleotides. RefSeq lists its product as uncharacterized. The coding region runs from base 174 to 1061 and encodes 295 amino acids. Lineage: Eukaryota; Fungi; Ascomycota; Sordariomycetes; Xylariales; Xylariaceae. The record is from RefSeq and is a predicted model, not a curated record. The transcript has a single exon.